GCUGACGAGAAGCUGGUAAAGAAACCUAUCUUAACGUUUUCCUCUCUUGCUCGCUAAAUGGUCAACGAUUUAAAUUGAUAAUCCUAAUUACAAAUGUGCUAUGGUAAGAGUUAUUUGUCUGGUUACAUAGCUAGCUAAUCAUUUCCUUAGCGAAUAUUUUUUGUUGUUCUGUUUAUCUAAUACGCUAGCUACCGAAAAGUGUCUGCGACUGUUCUGAAUGGAUAGCUGGCCAAGGGAUGAAUAUAGCUAACUAACCUAGCAUGCCUAGCUAACUACAUGUCCGUUACAUUGAUAUGACAGCGUGGAUUCAUUUGUUUUAGGUAGUCUGAACUAGUGAGACUGCUGUCGACUUCUCCCAUACCGCCAGUUGACCGCUCUGCCCCCACCAACACCACCAUGUCUACGGGGAUGGCCUCAGCACCACUACCGCAGCCUACAAGCAACACAACACAAGGUUUUAUGCAACAACAACACCGUUUUUACUAAUAGCUAACUGUACUCAUUAGUGAUGGGACGAUUGAUAACGGAGCUCCGGCGCUAGUCAUGGGAAGUUAGGCUAUUUUUACUGACUCGGAUCUUUUUGAGUCGUUCAGUCAAAAGAACGAAUCGUUUGACUCGUUCCGUUAAUUUGUUGUCCAGAGUACAUCUCCCCUACCGGCGAACUGUAAAGAGUCAUGGAUAUACAAGCCUCUCGUUCACAUGUCCUUCGCAAUAGGGGAGAUAUUGGAGCUGUCAUUUGCGACUAAGACUUAAGCAAUGUUUACAUGUUUACAAUUUUCUACAUUUGUUGAAUGCCUAAUUCAUACAAUUAGAUUCAUACUUCAGAACAUUUGAAAGGUAGCCUGUUUGGUGUGCCAGUAGGUCGCCUAGUGGUUAGAGAUCGUUGGUGGCCAGUCAAACCGAAACGGUCGCUGGUUCUAAUCCCCAGCCAACAUAGGGAAAUACAUCGCUGAAAAAUCUCGCAUGUGCACCUUGACAGACAGGCACUUAACCCUAUUUGAUCUCAGAAAGUCCGCUCUGGAUAAGAGGCUCUGCUAAUAUGACAUAAAAAAGUAAAUGUCUAUUGUUGUGGGCUUUGUCCUAUAUAGCCUGUGAAAGUUGAUGGGCUGAGGUGCAGCAGCAUCUCCCUGAUAAAUUCAACUUUUUAAAUAUUAAAAUAUAACAUUAUUUGUAAAAAUGAACACCCACUUCAAUAUUAUAGAAAAUAACACUCCUGUAUUCUGAACACAAUCUUUCUUAUGAUUUGGCGGCUCCUGUAUGAGCGGAGCAAAACACUUGUCAGCAGAGCCGGGAGUCUGUGUAUUGGUUGGACUCCCGGAGUUGUGAAUCGUUUUGGUGGGUGGCAACGGAAAAUAACCCUGCCACAAUAUAGCCGGCUACACCCAAAAAAAAAACUUUUCACUUUACAUCUGGUAAGAAGAGUUCUGAUUAUACAUAUGCCUUUGUUGACAGGAAACAUUUGAUUUGGUGUAGCCGGCUAUAUUGUGGUAGGGUUAUUUUCCGUCGCCGGCCACCAGAACGAUUCACAAUUCAGGGAGUCUAACCCAUACACACACUCCCGAUGUUGUGUCCCAAAGCUAUAUUCAUCCUGCUGUAGAAUUAUUUGCUGCCAGCAGGUCAAACUUUUGACUGGUAGUGUAUAUCACCAGUAGUACAUUUACCGUUAAUUCCUAUAAUUUGUAAUCUACGAUGUUUGUUACUUUGGUUACGGUAAUUUCUGUUAAUGCAUUCAAUAUUAUUAUUAUUAUUAUUAUUAUUAUUAUUAUUAUUAUUACAGUUUUACAUUUCUCAUUGUCGGAGUGGACACAUUGUUUGCAGAGUGCACAACCUAUGCUACACUUGUGAGAAACAAGUUUUGGUUUAUUUCAUUCCAUCUACGAGUUUUGUCAAUUUAGUCAAUGUCUUUUGUUUGGAGCGCUCCUGUCAAUGUUGAGUAAGGACACGCACACAUAGAAGUAGGCCUAUAGGCUACCUGGCCUGAACGCAAAGGUAGGGAUAUAAAUGUGCCCAUUUGGGGAUCUGAUAGUAUUUAUGAUUGGCUUAACGCACCACCACUAAUGAGCUGUGGAGCUUCUCAAAGUAAUGUUUUCUUCACCUCAAACAGCAAGCAAACAAAGUCUGUUUCUACAUCCAUUGAGAAUUACAAUAGUUCCUCAAUGUAUAUGAAAAAUCUUCCCAGCUCUCUCCCGUUCAAUAACCACUCAGCGUGAAAGGAAAAAAUGUCAUGCUCUGAUCCAGUGGAAACGUCAUAAAAUAGGCCUACAUGAUUACUUCUUAUCAGUGCUUGACUUGGACUGAAAUAGGUUCCGGGACUCAUUUUGGGUGCUGGUACUGUUUAUAUUUAGGUGCAGGAGCUCCACAAUACUGUUGAACUAAUAUUCUAUAAGAGGAACAGGAGCUCAAGCAGUAGAGAAUUUGAGGUGCCGGUACUCCGCUCCGGUGAGCUCCUGCCCAAGUCAAGCACUGCUUAUACCUUGCGCAAAUAGGAUGUGUCUGUUCCGAGCUCACUGGCACAGGAAACUCUGAGGACCCAGAAUAUUUUAUACAAUGUUGCAAAUUCGCUGGGCCAGACCCAAGUUAAUAGUUGAUACAAUGUUUCUUGUUCGUUGCAGACAGGCCAUGCAUAGCCAAUGUGAUUUAUAGGAUAUUUAUUUUUAUCAGGAUCAUUUCUACCUGCAGACUGCGAUGUUUGUGUUUGUUGGCUUUAUGUAGGACAUUUUUACAUAUAGUUGGCAAUGGCAAUCAAAGUUACUUUUUAGGUUUGUAUCAUUUUCAUUUAGAUUUGGAUACAAUUUUGAUUUUAUCGGCAACUUCAGGAGAGUAACGGCAGAAUCUGCGAAAGCCAGCAGGAGAGGGAGGAGAAUGGUUGGUUAUCUAGAUCUCUGGCUCCCUCUUGAGUCAUUUGUGUCUUAUUUUAUCAAACAGUAAGCUUAAAGCAUCAGACAAGCUCAAUGUAUAUAGUUGAUUGUAUUAAAACUGAUAGGGUGUGUCUAUUGAAAAAUAUACAUUAAAAAAUGUCAACCAAUUGAUUGGUCGAAAGAACAGACGACUUUAGGUCGACUAAGAUCUUUUUUGACAGGGACAGCCCUAAAGUGCUGUUAUUGUGAAGUGGAAACGUCUAGGAGCAACAACGGCUCAGCCGCGAAGUGGUAGUCCACACAAGCUCACAGAACGGGACCGCCGAGUGCUGUAGCCCGUAGCGCGUAAACAUUGUCUGUCCUCGGUUGCAACACUCACUACCGAGUUCCAAACUGCCUCUGGAAGCAACUUCAGCACAAUAACUUUUAGUCGGGAGCUUCAUGAAAUGGGUUUCCAUGGCCAAGCAGCUGCACACAAGCCUAAGAUCACCAUGUGCAAUGCCAAGCGUCGGCUGGAGUGGUUUAAAGCUCGCCGCCAUUGGUCUCUUGAGCAGUGGAAACGCUUUCUCUGGAGUGAUGAAUCACGCUUCGUCGUCUGGCAGUCCGACGCACUAAUCUUGGUUUGGUGGAUGCCAGUAGAACGCUACCUGCCCCAAUGCAUAGUACCAACUGUGAAGUUUGGUGGAGGAGGAAUAAUGGUCUGGGGCUGUUUAUCAUGGUUCGGGCUAAGCCCCUUAGUUCCAGUGAAGGGAAAUCUGAAUGCUACAGCAUACAAUUACAUUCUAGACGAUUCUGUGCUUCCAACUUUGUGGCAACAGUUUGGGGAAGGCCCUUUCCUGUUUCAGCAUGACAAUGCCCCCGUGCACACAGCGAGGUCCAUACAGAAAUGGUUUGUCGAGAUCGGUGUGGAAAAACUUGACUGGCCUGCACAGAGCCCUGACCUCAACCCCAUCGAACACCUUUGGGAUGAAUUGGAACGCCGACUGUGAGCCAGGCCUAAUCGCCCAACAUCAGUGCCCGACCUCACUAAUGCUCUUGUGACUGAAUGGAAGCAAGUCCCCACAGCAAUGUUCCAACAUCUAGUGGAAAGCCUUCCCAGAAGAGUGGAGGCUGUUAUAGCAGCAAAAGGGGGACCAACUCCAUAUUAAUGCCCAUGAUUUUGGAAUGAGAUGUUCGACAAGCUGGUGUCCACAUACUUUUGGUCAUGUAAUGUAUCUUUCAUAUUAACGAGAAUACUUUUAAAUGACUAAACACCUUUUAUAGGGUUAGGGCUCCCACACGGCCAUAUUUCCAUGCUACAGAAAACAGACAGAAGACAGAGGGGACUACCUGUGCUAAUUAGCUAUCCAGAGGGGACUACCUGUGCUAAUUAGCUAUCCAGAGGGGACUACCUGUGCUAAUUAGCUAUCCAGAGGGGACUACCUGUGCUAAUUAGCUAUCCAGAGGGGACUACCUGUGCUAAUUAGCUAUCCAGAGGGGACUACCUGUGCUAAUUAGCUAUCCAGAGGGGACUACCUGUGCUAAUUAGCUAUCCAGAGGGGACUACCUGUGCUAAUUAGCUACCUGCGUCUCCGAACACCUGUGUGUAAACGGAAGACUGAAGCGUGUCGUCGCUGAACAAUAUUAUCGGCUGCAACUGUGUUAAAACAGUGUACAGUAAGUGUGUAUUUAGCGUUUUGUGAAAUUAUUUUGAUGUGGUAUGAAAGUAGAGGGCUUUGUGUUUCUAGAGCCGUACCUUAAUUGAGAAUCGAUUCACGUUUUAGAUGGGAGUAUUUGGCUGUUUUGGCUUUCAGAGCCAGUUCGCCUCGACAGAACAAGGUCCUUGGACUGUAAGGAGUAACGUUAAGACUCCUUCAGUCCAUUAUUGGGCUACCACACUAUAUGAGCAGGUAGCAACAGAUUGUCUCACUCCUGUAGCUACAUAGUCUCCAUAGGUGGACUGGUUGCCUCCUACAUUAACAAUGUUCCUAGGUCUGGGAUUUCUGAGACUAGUAGCUACAGGAUUACUUGUGUGUUUCCUCUCUCCAUAGGUCAGAGAUUAACCUGCACAUUAUAUGGCUGCCAACGAGUCUACACGGACCCAGACAGCCUGGCCACACACAUCAAGGACCAUCAGAAUCACAUUCCCACUCAGUCCCUCCCAGGUAAGCUCAUAGAGUACAACACACCUGUGUCUUACAAAACACCUCCUGGAUCCUGGAGGAGACACGUUUUUAUUGGAUCCUGGAGGAGACACGUUUUUAUUGGACAUUUAUUUUGACAGGGAAGAGAUCUUGAGACCUACGUCUCUUUUCCAAAUUUUUUAUUUUAUUUUAUUUAACCUUUAUUUAAAAAAAGUUUUAUUUACAAUGACGGCCUACCCCGGCCAAACCCGGACGACGCUGGGCCAAUUGUGCGCCGCCCUAUGGGACUCCCAAUCACGGCCGGAUUGUGAUACAGCCUGGAAUCGAACCAGGGGGUGUGUAGUGACGCCUCAAGCACUGAGAUGCAGUACCUUAGACCGCUGCGCCACUCAGGAGCCCAAAUGAGGUCCCCAAGAACACAGUGGCCUCCAUCAUAUUUGGUAGGCCAUCAUUGUAAAUAAGAAUUUGUUCUUAACUGACUUGCCAAGUUAAAUAAAGGUAAAAUAAUACAUGGAAGAAGUUUGGAACCACCAAGACUCUUCCUAGAGCUGGCCGCCCGGCCAAACUGAGCAAUCGGGGGAGAAGGGCCUUGGUCAGAGAAGUAAUAGUAGUAAUAUGCCAUUUAGCAGACGCUUUUAUCCAAAGCGACUUACAGUCAUGCGUGCAUAUUUUUUUUUUUUGUGUAUGGGUGGUCCCGGGGAUCGAACCCACUACCCUGGCGUUACAAGCGCCAUGCUCUACCAGCUGAUCUACAGAGGACCAAGAACCUGAUGGUCACUCUGACAGAGCUCCAGAGUUCCUCUGUGGAGAUGGGAGAACCUUCCAGAAGGACAAACAUCUCUGCAGCACUCCACCAAUCAGGCCUUUAUGAUAGAGUGGCCAGACGGAAGCCACUCCUCAGUAAAAGGCACAUGACAGCCCGCUUGGAGUUUGCCAAAAGGCACCUAAAGACUCUCAGACCAUGAGAAACAAGAUUCUCUGGUCUGAUGAAACCAAGAUUGAACUCUUUGGCCUGAAUGCCAAGUGUCAUGUCUGGAGGAAACCUGGCACCAUCCCUACAGUGAAGCAUGGUGGUGGCAGCAUCAUGCUGUGGGGAUGUUUUUCAGCGGCAGGGACUGGGAGACUAGUCAGGAUCGAGGGAAAGAUUAAUGGAGCAAAGUACAAAGAGAUCCUUGAUGAUAACCUGCUCCAGAGCACUCAGGACCUCAGACUGGGGCGAAGGUUCACCUUCCAACAGGACAACGACCCUAAGCACACAGCCAAGACAACGCAGGAGUGGCUUUGGGACAAGUCUCUGAAUGUCCUUGAGUGGCCCAGCCAGAGCCUGGACUUGAGCCCGGUCGAACAUCUCUGGAGAGACCUGAAAAUAGCUGUGCAGCGACGCUCCCCAUCCAACCUGACAGAGCUUGAGAGGAUCUGCAGAGAAGAAUAGGAGAAACUCCCCAAAUACAUGUGUGCCAAGCUUGUAGCGUCAUACCCAAGACAACUUGAGGUUGUAAUCGCUGCCAACGGUGCUUCAACAAAGUACUGACUAAAGGUUCUGAAUACUUAUGUAGAUGUGAUAUUUCAAAUUUUUAUUUUUAAUACAUUUGCAAAAAUGUAUAAAAACCUGUUUUUGCUUUGUCAUUAUGUGGUAUUGUGUGAAAAUUGAUAAGGGGGAAAAAACUAUUUAAUCCAUUUUAGAAUAAGGCUGUAACGUAACAAAGUGGAAAAAGUCAAGGGGUCUGAAUACUUUCCGAAUGCACUGUAGCUAUAAAAUCUGACUGUAGUUUUGGCACAGCCGGAUCAACAGUCGGGCAAUAGCAUACAUAAUAGUAUCAUCCGCAUAUAGAUGAAGUAAAACAUUUUUUUUUACAGAUUGACCAAAGGUGUUUAUAUAAAUAGUGAAGAGAACAGGUCCCAAAAUCGACCCCUGUGGUACACCUUUAUGUACUUCAAGAAAUUCAGACUUAACCCCAUCCGUCACAAUGGCCUGACAUUUCUUACACAAACAACUGGGCAAUGGUCACAAAUGUCUUGGGCGAAGACACCAGUAGAAACAUAUUUCUCUUGUGUAUUCGAUAAGAUAAGAUCAAUCCGAGAGGACUUUAAAGGAUCUCACCAGCUGGGUUAGGUUUAAAUCAUUACACAUGUCUUUUUAGAUUGUCUGAAACCUGCAUUUCCCAUUUCAUAAUUUAGGUCACCCAGGAUAAUAACUUCUGAUUUAGUAAAAGAAGACAUCAAACUACUUAACUCCUCGAGUGCACAAAGGUUAGCUGAGGGAGGACGGUAUACCCCUGUAACAGUUCUGAAUACAUUUUUCCCCCAGACAAAGCCUUAAAGAAUAGUAGCUCAAAUUUUUUGGCAAGAUAAAUGAUUUUUUAUAAAAGUGGCCACUCCACCACCUCUACCCUUUUCUGUCAGCUCUGAACACAUGAUAACCCUCAAUAUUAAGAGAGUCCAGAAUGUCCCCAGAGAUCCAAGUUUCAGUCAAUACCAGAAUAUCCGGAUUCGUCUGCAUAGCCCAGAUCUUGAUGUAAUCCAGUUUAGGAAAUAAGCUCCUAAUGUUCAGAUGCAUCAACCCAAGACCUUUACGAUUUUCACAUGCAAACUCAAACAAGCUAUGUUCAAUAGGCGGUUGCAGGCCCUGUCUGAUGGUUGAUAUAGUUGGUAUGGCUAUAAGAUUGCAUAGAACUGCACCAUUUGGUCCCUAUUAGUAAUAGAGGAAGGAGAAGAAAUUGGAAUUACCUUUCCAAGGUUAGCACCACAGGGUCUGAGGCCGCAGCCAAUGGCAAUAUGGGGAACUCUCAGAGUAACCAAUGAUGGAAUGUUAUAAACUGACUUACAUGGGUUUUGGUUGCUAUCGUUCAAAAGUCCAAGCCCUCUACGUGAUUUGAAUACCGAGGGGGUAUUCAAGUUUAUGGAAUUCACAUUUGAACUAAAAGCACUGGAUGAGCAGACCACAGUGGGUUCCUGUUUUGAGCUAACAAUAGCAGAUCUAAGAGUGGAGUUCAAAUGAAUGGGUACAAGAUUACAACUGACAAAAACCAUAUCUCAGACUGGCCAAUAAAAAUAAAAGAUUAAGAUGGGCAGUCUAAAUUAUGGUUUUUUCUUUGCAACUCUGCCUAGAAGGUCAGCAUCCCGGAGUCGCCUCAUCACUGUUGACUUUGAGACUGGUGUUUUGCGGGUACUAUUUAAUGAAGCUGCCAGUUGAGGACCUGUGAGGCGCCUGUUUCUCAAACUAGACAUUCUAAUGUAUUUGUCCUCUUGCUCAGUUGUGCACCGGGGCCUCCCACUCCUCUUUCUAUUCUGGUUAGAGCCAGUUUGCGCUGUUCUUUGAAGGGAGUAGUACACAGCGUUGUACGAGAUCUUCAGUUUCUUGGCAAUGUCUUGCAUGGAAUAGCCUUCAUUUCUCAGAACAAGAAUAGACUGACGAGUUUCAGAAGAAAGUUAUUUGUUUCUGGCCAUUUUGAGCAUGUAAUCGAACCCACAAUUGCUGAUGCUCCAGAUACUCAACUAGUCUCAAGAAGGCCAGUUUUAUUGCUUCUUUAAUCAGCACAACAGUUUUCAGCUGUGCUAACAUAAUUGCAAAAAGGUUUUCUAAUGAUCAAUUAGCCUUUUAAAAUGAUAAACUUGGAUUAGCAAACACAACGUGCCAUUGGAACACAGGACUGAUGGUUGCUGAUAAUGGGCCUCUGUACGCCUAUGUAGAUAUUCCAUUAAAAGUCAGCCGUUUCCAGCUACAAUAGCCAUUUACAACAUUUAAAUGUCUACACUGUAUUUCUGAUCAAUUUGAUGUUAUUUUAAUGGACAAACAUUUUGCUUUUCUUUUGAAAACAAUGACAUUUCUAAGUGAACCCAAACUUUUCAGCGGUAGUGUAUAUUCCUCAAUAAGCUGACAGUUUCCACAAUGGAAAUUUGUCUGGUCAAUAUUAUUCCCGGAACUGUGCAAACUAGGUGCAGCUCCUACAUGGGAUGAAACGUUCACCGUCGUCUCUGAAGGUGGUUGCUGAUAGUCUGGGAAAAGUCAGUUUCCCCGUAUGGCGGAAAGUGGUAGACGCCAUUUUUUUGAAAAAUUCAGUUAAAAUCCAGGUUGGCGAGGAAUCAGCUCUUACAGAGUUUGUAAGAUCACCACAGUUAUAGGCGGUAAGCCAGAACCCAACCACAGACUAGAAACCAGCACUAGGACACACAAUAAACACAACCAAAGCACAAAACAUGGCCAGCAUAACAACAGCAAGGAGAGAGCGGUGACUUACUCAAUGUGAUUUAAGUGCUGGGGCCCAUCAAAACAGCAACGCAACGGAGGCCGUGUUACCACUGUGAUAGCCAAGAGAGAAGCACCUUGGAGGGGAUGUAGUUUCCAGUACAGGCCGGAGGAAAACCGGGAGGGAGGCAAGCGCUACACUGGGGCCGCGGGAGAGGAGAGGUGAGGAGAGGUGAGGAGAGGUGAGGAGAGGAGAGGAGAGGAGAGGAGAGGGAGAGGAGAGGAGAGGAGAGGAGAGGAGGAGGAGAGGAGAGGAGAGGUGAGGAGAGGUGAGGAGAGGAGAGGAGAGAGGCUACACUGGGCCGCGGGAGAGUCCAAAAGAGUUAAUCCAAGUGGAGUUCAAGUUUGGCAGUAAAUCCAAAAUAACAUCCAAGGCACAAUGUCAGGUGGAAGGAUGAAAGCAGCAGUAGGUAGGUGUCUGAUCAGAUAAUGCCCCAGAGCAGAGGAGGGUGCCCAGGUGUCUGAUCAGAUAACGCCCCAGAGCAGAGGAGGGUGCCCAGGUGUCUGAUCAGAUAAUGCCCCAGAGCAGAGGAGGGUGCCCAGGUGUCUGAUCAGAUAAUGCCCCAGAGCAGAGGAGGGUGCCCAGGUGUCUGAUCAGAUAAUGCCCCAGAGCAGAGGAGGGUGCCCAUGUAUAUCCAAUUAGGCCUCAAACGUUUCAGCUGAACUGUUUUGUAUGUCUCCUUAAUAAAAUACUGUAUGCAAUUUUGCACUAUUGUCCAAUGUGUUCACAGCCAGAUGAAACAAAGGUAAAUGAAGAGAAAAAAAGUGUUUUCAGCUACAAACACUGAUCAGACAAAACAAUACGUGCUUGCCGCCAUCUUGAAAAGUGGGUGUGAAAACUAUUUGUAUGUGAACUAUUUAUAAGAUACAUACUUUAUUUUCCCCAAACUCACUUCACUCGCACAUAAGAGGGAGGCUUGUGCUACCGUUGCUGGAAUAGCGAUUUUAAGCUGUUUACACGUCCUAAUAAUUUGAAAGAUUGCUCAGAAAACGAGGUGUUUUAAUCAGCGUACGCUCACGUCGAUUUUGACCUCACGCUGAUUUAAGAUAAGCAGAGGAAGGUGAUUACAUGACUAUUUCAUACUCUGCCUACUGCCAUAAUCAGUUUAAUAUCUAAUGAAAUGUACUCGCUGUCGCUCUCCCUCCUCUCAGGGAAAGUGUUCCUCUGCUCCUCGACCGGCUGCAACGGCUCCUUCGCCAGCAUGCUGCUCCUGAUGGAGCAUAUGAGGCAGCACCACAAACCCAACACAUACUUCCUGUAGGUAUUUGUGUUUGUGUGUGUACAUAGAGAUACUCCCAUUCUCCAGAAGUUCCUCUGCCAGGUGUUUGAUGAUUAUCUUGUUCCCAAUCCAUAGAUUAUUCCCCUCUCUCUCUCUCUCUCUGUCAGGUGUCAGAGUUGUCGCUCCAAGCUACGUUCCUAUCGUGCCCUCCUCAAACACCUCCACACCUGUGCCAAGGUGGCCAGGGGCAAGGCCAAGGCUGGCGAGCAGGCAGAGGUCAAGCCUGACCCUGAUGCUGACCCUGAUGCUGCUGUUCCCAUGGCUACAGACCCCUCCAGUACAGACCAGGAGACCCCACAGCAGCAGGAGCCCAUGGAGUCCGAACCCUCCCACCUUGUCCCUGGGUCCGCUGGGUCUGACCCCCUCUCUGCCCUGGCUCCCUCCCCUUACCAUCCCCCAGAGGAUGGAUCUCUCCUGAGCCUGGACCCCAACUCGGCCCUGCUCCCUGGGGCUUUCUCCCUCCAGGAGCCUGGUGGUGGGGGGUUGUCAGCCACCCAGCUCACCCAUUCCCCAGGCCUCACAGACCAGCCCCAGCUCCCUGAGGGAUCCUUUGGCUCCUUCUCUCAGUACCGCCAAUCUCCACUGGAAGUCUCUGGGCCUGAGCUACAGCAACAACAGAGGCCCCCCAUGCCAGCCCCUCCUGCCCUGCCUUCCUCUCCACCACCCCAGACCUCCACUCCGCCCGGCUCUAACGCUCGCUGGAGGAAGAAAGGUGAUCUUAUAACAAUCAGCUUCUUUGGUUGAAUCUCAGGGUUAACUUUGGGGGUUUGGAAAUGUUGUCUUUGGGUCGUUCCAUUUUGAUUUCAAUCACUUUUUGACAGCAUCCCUUUUGAGGAGCUAGGGGUGCUCAAAGUUGACCCAUUUGGAUCUCCCACCCUACCUCCCACCCACCCUACCUCCCACCCCUACCUCCCACCCACCCUACCUCCCACCCUACCUCCCACCCACCCUACCUCCCACCCUACCUACCUCCCACCCACCCCACCCCCGACACCUACCCUCCCACCAUACCACCCACCCAUCCCACCCACCCUAACCUCCCACGCCUACCCGUCGACCACCUCAACACCUAACCCUCCCACCCUAACCUACCACGCCACCCAUCCUCCCACCCACCCUAACCACCCACCCUAACCUCCCACCCAACCCAGCCACCCCCCACCCAACCCUCAAACGUACCUCCCCCCCUCCACUACCCUCCCCCCCCUCCACCGACUACCAAAACCAAAACCACCCAUCCUCCAAAACCACUAACCCACACAACCCACCCCCCUCCCACCCACCCUACCUCCCCCACCUACCUCCCCCUCCCCCCUCCCUCACCCAUACCUCCCUCCCACCCUAUAACCUCCCACCCACCUACCCUCCACCCUACCCUCCUCCCACCUCUACCUCCCUCCCACCCUCCUCCCUCCCACCCUACCUCCCACCCCACCCUACCUCCCGCCCCUACCAUGAGACAUCCAUGUUGAGUUUGAUAUCACUGAAAAGCUUAAAAACAGGGUUGUCAAACUAAUUUAUAAAGUAUUUUUUUUAAAAGUUGUUUAAUUUAAGAAAGUUUUUUUUAACCUUUAACAUCAAUUAUCUAAAAACGUGUGAACUAAUUUUACAUGUUUUAUAUUUUUAUAUAUAGUGUGUGUGUGUGUGUGGAAUGAUGUUGUAGUUUAGACCCCAUUGUUCGUCCUCUGAGGUGUGUGUUGUUCCUUCCAUCGGUUGAGACACAGCAUUCUCCUGAAUACAGGCUGGGUGUCAUUUCAAUCAUAGAAAUGUAAUUCAUAGAAUGGACAUAUCCCUUCAGACCACUGCAUUUAGCUGGUACAUCAUUUACAUUUCAAUUGAAUUACAUUUUUAACUUCUAAUCACUACCGCAAUGAUGGCCGCCGGUCAACCGACCAUUGAAUGUCAACUUAAAUAGGAAUGUCUAUUGUAUUUAACUAUAUUUAAUAUAAUAUAUAUAUUAUUUACAUUAACUAUAUUUCUAUGAUUUCAAUAGGUUUCUUACGGAGGAUUGACAGUAUAAAUUAAAGCAACUGAUAUUCCCAUUCAAGUCAACAUCUUUAUGGUACCAUUUGAAAGUUGAAAUUUCAAUUUUAUUCCCGUUUUAGUACAUUUAUCUGCCUGUACUCUAGAGAAUGCUGUGUCUCAUCCGAUGGUGGGAACAACACAAACACCUCAGAUGACGUACAAUAGGGUCUAAGCUACAUUGUAUUUGAAAAUGAACAAAAAUGUUUUUAGAUAAUUGACGUUAAAGGUAUAAAAAUAUAUAUAUAUACAGUACCAGUCAAAAGUUUGGACACACCUACUCAUUAAAGGGUUUUUCUUUAUUUUUACAAUUUUCUACAUUGUAGAAUAAUAGUGAAGACAUCAAAACUAUGAAAUACCACAUAUGGAAUCAUGUAGUAACCAAAAAAGUGUUAAACAAAUAUUUUAUAUUUGAGAUUCUUCAAGUAGCCACCCUUUGCCUUGAUGACAGCUUUGCACACUCUUGGCAUUCUCUCAACCAUCUUCACCUGGAAUGCUUUUCCAACAGUCUUGAAGGAGUUCCCACAUAUGCUGAGCACUUGUUGGCUGCUUUUCCUUCACUCUGCCGUCCGACUCAUCCCAAACCAUCUCAACUGUGUUGAGGUCGGGGGAUUGUGGAGGCCAGGUCAUCAGAUGCAGCACUCCAUCACUCUCCUUCUUGGUCAAAUAGCCCUUACACAGCCUGGAGGUGUGUUGGGUCAUUGUCCUGUUGAAAAACAAAUGAUAGUCCCACUAAGCCCAAACCAGAUGGGAUGGCAUAUCGCUGCAGAAUGCUGUGGUAGCCAUGCUGGUUAAGUGUGCCUUGAAUUCUAAAUAAAUCCCAGACGGUGUCACCAGCAAAGCACCCCCACACCAUAACACCUCCUCCUCCAUGCUUUACGGUGGGAACUACACAUGCAGAGAUCAUCCGUUCACCUACUCAGUGUCUCACAAAGACACGGCGUUUGGAACCAAAAAUCUCAAAUUUGGACUCAUCAGACCAAAGGACAAAUUUCCACUGGUCUAAUGUCCAUUGCUUAUGUUUCUUGGCCCAAGCAAGUCUCUUCUUCUUAUUGGUGUCCUUUAGUAGUGGUUUCUUUGCAGCAAUUCGACGAUGAAGGCCUGAUUCACACAGUCCCCUCUGAACAGUUGAUGUUGAGAUGUGUCUGUUACUUGACCUCUGUGAAGCAUUUAUUUGGGCUGCAAUCUGAGGCUGGUAACUCUAAUGAACUUAUCCUCUGCAGCAGAGGUAACUCUGGGUCUUCCAUUCCUGUGGUGGUCCUCAUGAGAGCCAGUUUCAUCAUAGUGCUUGAUGGUUUUCACGACUGCACUUGAAGAAACUUUCAAAGUGCUUGAAAUGUUCCGUAUUGACUGACCUUGUGUCUUAAAGUAAUGAUGGACUGUAAUUUCUCUUUGCUUAUUUGAGCUGUUCUUGACAUAAUAUGGACCUGGUCUUUUACCAAAUACGGCUAUCUUCUGUAUACCCCCCCGACCUUGUCACAACACAACUGAUUGGCUCAAAAGCAUUAAGAAGGAAAGAAAUUCCACAAAUUAAUUUUUAACAAGGUACACCUGUUAAUUGAAAUGCGUUCUAGGUGACUACCUCAUGAAGCUGGUUGAGAGAAUGCCAAGAGUGUGCAAAGCUGUCAUCAAGGCAAAGGGUGGCUACUUUGAAGAAUCGCAAAUAUAUUUUGAUUUGUUUAACACAGUUUUGGUUACUACAUGAUUCCAUAUGUGUUAUUUCAUAGUUUUGAUGUCUUCACUAUUAUUGUACAAUGUAGAAAAUUGUAAAGAAUUUUUUAGAAAAACCCUUGAAUGAAUAGGUGUGUCAACUUUUGACUGGUAGUGUAUAUAUUAAAUGACUCAAUAGUCGACUGCAACGACCAUAGGAGUUGGGCUAUACAGCACAAGCAGAGCUGGGACCACCAGGCUAGUCCUGUUGUCCUGUUGGACAUCCCUGGAUGAAACAGACAGACACACACGUGCUGAUUGCAGUGAGGAGUCUCUAGCCAGACAGACGUGCUGAUUGCAGUCAGGAGUCUCGAGCCAGACAGACGUGCUGAUUGAAGUGAGGAGUCUCGAGCCAGACAGACGUGCUGAUUGCAGUGAGGAGUCUCGAGCCAGACAGACGUGCUGAUUGCAGUCAGGAGUCUCGAGCCAGACAGACGUGCUGAUUGCAGUCAGGAGUCUCGAGCCAGACAGACGUGCUGAUUGCAGUCAGGAGUCUCGAGCCAGACAGACGUGCUGAUUGCAGUCAGGAGUCUCGAGCCAGACAGACGUGCUGAUUGCAGUCAGGAGUCUCGAGCCAGACAGACGUGCUGAUUGCAGUCAGGAGUCUCGAGCCAGACAGACGUGCUGAUUGCAGUCAGGAGUCUCGAGCCAGACAGACGUGCUGAUUGCAGUGAGGAGUCUCGAGCCAGACAGACGUGCUGAUUGCAGUCAGGAGUCUCGAGCCAGACAGACGUGCUGAUUGCAGUGAGGAGUCUCGAGCCAGACAGACGUGCUGAUUGCAGUGAGGAGUCUCGAGCCAGACAGACGUGCUGAUUGCAGUGAGGAGUCUCGAGCCAGACAGACGUGCUGAUUGCAGUCAGGAGUCUCGAGCCAGACAGACGUGCUGAUUGCAGUCAGGAGUUUCUAGCCAGACAGACUUGCUGAUUGCAGCAAUGAGUGAGUGAACUGUGUUUUGUCAUGUUGCACUGUCCUGCCAGAAGCUCAGAGGUCUCUAAGUCACAGAUGGACCUCUCCUCCAGCCAGUCACAGGUUAACUAGAGAUGGAGCACAGGUGAGACCUGGAGAAAUCACUAACCACACAACUAGAGGGAGAAACAACUAACCACACAACUAGAGGGAGAAACCACUAACCACACAACUAGAGGGAGAAACAACUAACCACACAACUAGAGGGAGAAACCACUAACCACACAACUAGAGGGAGAAACCACUAACCAACCACACAACUAGAGGGAGAAACCACUAACCACACACACAACUAGAGGGAGAAACCACUAACCACACAACUAGAGGGAGAAACAACUAACCACACAACUAGAGGGAGAAACCACUAACCACACAACUAGAGGGAGAAACCACUAACCACACACACAACUAGAGGGAGAAACCACUAACCACACAACUAGAGGGAGAAACCACUAACCACACAACUAGAGGGAGAAACCACUAACACACACACAACUAGAGGGGAAGAAACCACUACUAACCACACAACUCGAGGGAGAAACCACUAACCACACAACUAGAGGGAGGAAACCACUAAUACCACACACAACUAGAGGGCGAAACCACUAACCACACAACUGAGGGAGAAACCACCUAUCCACACAAACUAGAGGGAGAACCACUAACCACACAACUAGAGGGAGAAACCACUAAACCACACAACUAGGAGGGAGAAACCACCUAACCAACCACACAACUAGAGGGAGAAAACCAACCUACACACAAAACUAGAGGGGGAAACCACUAACCACACACACUCGAGGGAGAAACAAUAAACAACCACAGGAAACUAGGGAAAUCCACUAACCACACACAACUAGAGGGGCAGAAACCACUACCACACAACUAGAGUUUUCUUUGGAGAAACCAACUAACCCACACACAACUAGAGGGAGAAACACUUAACCACACCAACUAGAGGGAGAAACCACUAACCACACAACAACUAGAGGGCGAAGAAACCCCACUAACCCACACCAACUAGGGGAGAAACCACUAAACCACACAACUAGAGGGAGAACCACUAACCACCACACACAACUAGAGGGAGAAACCACUAACCACACAACUAGAGGGAGAAACCACUAACCACACACAACUAGAGGGAGAAACCACUAACCACACAACUAGAGGGAGAAACCACUAACCACACAACUAGAGGGAGAAAACCCACUAGCCACAGCCACACAACUAGAGGGAGAAACCACUAACCACACAACUAGAGGGAGAAACCACUAACCACACAACUAGAGGGAGAAACCACUAACCACACACACAACUAGAGGGAGAAACCACUAACCACACACACAACUAGAGGGAGAAACCACUAACCACACAACUAGAGGGAGAAACCACUAACCACACAACUAGAGGGAGAAACCACUAACCACACAACUAGAGGGAGAAACCACUAACCACACAACUAGAGGGAGAAACCACUAAACUAAACUGCCCUUGGGUCAUGUCCAAUGGAAUUAUCCUGCUUCUUUCUCCAAUGCUAACCUUCUGCAUUAUUGGCUUCCUCCUCCUUCCCUUCCUGCUAACCUGGCUUCCCUCCCUCUUCCCCGGGCUAACCAAUCACCUAAUAACCAAUCACCUAAUAACCAAUCACCUAAUCGAUCCAUCAUGUGGCUGAUUGUUCAACCUGUCCAACUCCCAGAUUCACUCAAACAGCCAGGUAUUUGACGCUUUCACCAGCAGGGUUAUUAACCUCUAAAAGUAUAAGACUAUAUACAACUAUAGCCUAUAGAAACAUUAUAACACAUUCAGAAAUGGCAAAAAAGUAAGUAAAAAAAUUAAUCAUAAGGAAUAAGGUUUUGAAGUGUCUGUCCUAUAUCUAGGAGAUAUAAGAAAAUCUCAGGAUAUUUUUGGGGGGGUUUUUUGGACACAUAAUUAAGCCCUUAUUUUUGUUGGCACAAAACGACCUCCAUACUUCCAUUUGUUAGUAUGGGUUACCUUCAGACGAGUCCUGUGACACUUGUGGGUUUGUAGGCCAAACCGUUCGGACCCUACAGACGUUUUUAUGAGAAGACAGGGUCUGACUAUCUCCACUCUAGCCCUUCCACCUUCCACCGCAGAUGCGGAAGGCCGGGUUGGGGUUCCCUCUCACAGUCAGGUCUUGAUGCUUUCACCAGCAGAGAGAGAGUUAACUACCAUUCAGAUGACUGGGUGGGGUUCAGUAGGGCAAAACGUAGCAAAACCUUUUCCUACAAAACAUGCAGAUGAGUGUUCUUCACCAUAUCAUAGUACUACCUCCCGUUCCAAGCUCAAAUAAAAUAAAAUUGUAUUUGUCACAUGGUCCGAAUACAACAGGUGGAGACCUUACCUUGAAAUGCUUACUUACAAGCCCUUAACCAAUAAUGCAGUUCAAGAAAUAGAGUUAAGAAAAUAUUUACUAAAUAAACGAAAGUAAAAAAUAAAAUAAAAAGUAACACAAAAUACAAAAACGAGGCUAUAAACAGGGGGUACUGUUCCCGAGUCAAUGUGCGGGGGGUACAGGUUAGUCCAGGUAAUUUGUACAUGCUCUCGAUGGUGCAGUUGUAUAACUUUUUGAGGAUCUGGGGACCCAUGCCCAAUCUUUUCAGUCUCCUGAGGGGGAAAAGGUGUUGUCGUGCCCUCUUCACGACUGUCUUGGUGUGUUUGGACCAUGAUAGUUCGUUGGUGAUGUGGACACCAAGGAACUUGAAACUCGACCCGCUCCACUACAGCCCUGUCGAUGUUAAUAGGGGCUUGUUCGGCCCUCCUUUUCCUGUAGUCCACGAUCAGCUCCUUUGUCUUGCUCACGUUGAGGGAGAGGUUGUUAUCCUGGCACCACACUGCCAGGUCUCUGACCUCCUCCCUAUAGGCUGUCUCAUCGUUGUCGGUGAUCAUGCCUACCACUGUUGGGUCGUCAGCAAACUUAAUGAUGGUGUUGGAGUCGUGCCUGGCCAUGCAGUCAUGGGUGAACAGGGAGUACAGGAGGGGACUAAGCAGUUGGUCGGUGCAUGCUCUGAGUACACGUCCUGGUAAUCCGUCUGGCCCCGCGGCCUUGUGAAUGUUGACCUGUUUAAAGGUUUUGCUCACAUCGGCUACGGAGAGCGUGAUCACAGAGUCGUCCGGAACAACUGGUGCUCUCAUGCAUGCUUCAGUGUUGCUUGCCUCGAAGCGAGCAUAAAAGGCAUUUAGCCCGUCUGGUAGGCUCGAGUCACUGGGCAGCUCGCGGCUGGGUUUCCCUUUGUAGUCCGUAAUCAUUUGCAAGCCCUGCCACAUCCGACGAGCAUCAGAGCCGGUGUAGUACGAUUCAAUCUUAGUCCUGUAUUGACUCUUUGCCUGUUUGAUGGUUAAUCUGAGGGCAUAGCGGGAUUUCUUAUAAGCGUCCGGGUUAGAGUCCCGCUCCUCUAGCCUUUAGCUCGGUGCGGAUGUUGCCUGUAAUCCAUGGCUUCUGGUUGGGAUAUGUACGUACGGUCACUGUGGGGACGACAUCAUCGAUGCACUUAUUGAUGUAGCAGGUGACUGAGGUGGUAUACUCCUCAAAGCCAUUGGAUGAAUCCCGGAACAUAUUCCAGUCUGUGCUAGCAAAACAGUCCUGUAGCGUAGCACUAGCAUCAUCUGACCACUUCUGUAUUGAGCGAGUCACUGGUACUUCCUGCUUUAGUUUUUGCUUGUAAGCAGGAAUCAGGAGGAGAGAAUUAUGGUCAGAUUUUCCAAAUGGAGUGCGAGGCAGAGCUUUGUACGCGUCUCUGUGUGUGGAGUAAAGGUGGUCUAGAGUUUUUUUUCCUCUGGUUGCACAUGUGACAUGCUGGUAGAAAUUAGGUAAAACGGAUUUAAGUUUCCCUGCAUUAAAGUCCCCGGCCACUAGGAGCGCCGCCUCUGGAUGAGCAUUUUCUUGUUUGCUUAUGGCCUUAUACAGCUCGUUGAGUGCGGUCUUAGUGCCAGCAUCGGUUUGUGGUGGUAAAUAGACAGCUAGGAAUAAUAUAGAUGAAAACUUUCUUGGUAGAUAGUGGGUCUACAGCUUAUCAUGAGAUACUCUACCUCAGGCGAGCAAUAUCUCGAGACUUCCUUAAUAUUAGACAUCGCGCACCAGCUGUUAUUCACAAAUAGACACACACCCCCGCCCCACGUCUUACCAGACGUAGCUGCUCUGUCCUGCCGAUGCUCGGAAAACCCAGCCAGCUCUAUAUUAUCCGUGUCGUCGUUCAGCCACGACUCGGUGAAACAUAAGAUAUUACAGUUUUGUCCUGUUGGUAGGAUAAUCUCGAGCGGAGAUCAUCCAGUUUAUUCUCCAGUGAUUGCACGUUGGCCAAUAGAACGGAUGGUAGAGGCGGGUUACCCACUCGCCGACCAAUUCUCACAAGGCACCCCGAUCUCCGCCCCCUGUAUUUCCGUCUUGUCUUUCACGCGAAUGACGGGGAUUUGGGCCUGGUCUCGGAGAAGCAGUAUAUCCUUUGCGUCGGACUCAUUAAAUAAAAAAUAUUUUUGUCCAGUUCAAGGUGAAUAAUCGCUGUUCUGAUGUCCAGAAGCUCUUUUCGGUCAUAAGAGACAGUAGCAGCAACAUUAUAUACAAAAUAAGUAACAAACAAUGCGAAAAGAACACACAAAAUAGCACAGUUGGUUUGGAGCCCGUAAAACGGCAGUCAUUCCCUCCGGCGCCAUUAUCAGUUUCCUUCAUCUGGUGCUGAACAGGACCCGGUCUGUGCACAAGCUCCAACUUCCUUUAGUAGAGGUCUGUGGUGUGAAGAGCUGUCGGUUCAUUAUGGCUUUCAGUAAUACAGGGCUGAGGGCUCGUGGCUUUGCUGUGUCUGGCUGCCUUCACUUCUAUGUUGAUUCACCAGCUUCCACUUGGUCCAUAACCUUGUGCUGGGUAUACAUGCUUUGACCCUACAUCAAUCUGAAACCACUAGCCAAUGUAUUAAUGAUAUGGGCCCAAUCCCAAAUGGACCCCUAGACCCUACCCCUUAUGCACUUGCGGGGAUGUGAGAGGAUUUGAUUGGUGUAAGCAAUAUGGUGAAACUGUCAAGAGGGCAUAUUGGAGCUGUUAUCAGAUUGCUUACACCUUUCACACCCUCAGAUCUCCACAAGUGCGUAGGGUCUAGGAGUCGAUUUGGGAUUGGACCAUGGCGAAAGUACUGUGAGUAACCCCUGCUCCUCCACCCUCCAGGUCAGUCCUUCAACAGCCGUAUUCUAUGGAAACACACCAGGGGGCGCUACAGCUGUGUCCAGUGUGGCCACGCCACCCCCAACAGGAAGGAGAUGACCGCCCACAUCAAGGGCCAACACAAGAGCCCUGCAGCCAAGCCUGGUAACAAUGUCUAUAUUAUAGCCUGGUAACGACACAGGUACCAAUGUCUAUAUUAUAGCCUGGUAACGACACAGGUACCAAUGUCUAUAUUAUAGCCUCUGUAUUGUCUAGUAAAUCCCACUAAUGUCUAUGCUGUAACAUUGAUUUAAGGGUUAAUAAGGACUCAAUAUGAUUGGUCGGUCUCACUGAAUCCUCUCUUGAUUCUAGAUGUCCAUGAGGCCUCUCCGUCAUCAGAUAGAGGCCACACCCACCUCUGAUUCUACCCCCACCGGAGUGGAAACGCCAGAGGACAGUUUCAUAAUACGAUGUUAUACUAUAGUGGAACUAGCUUCAUAGAAAUGUAAACUAUUGAGAAAUCAGCUUUUAUUUUUACUGUGAAAGUGAUGCAUUUCAAUAAAACAUAUUCAAAACAAAUAUAACUUGACCAAAGGUAAUGGUAUUCGAGUUUAUGUGCAGAAAAUGUUUUGACAAGGAUUUAGAAAACAUGAUCACACACACACACACCUUCAUAACAACCACCUCGGUGCGUACACAAAUUAUAGUUCCGACGUUGAUUGUUGAAAAUUCACACGCCAAGUUGUCAACUAACAGUAUCUGCUGCAGCAAGCUAAAGCAAUGGUGAUAUUAGAUAAGCCUCAACUGAAGACAUGACCAUCAGAACCUCGUUCCACUUCCCCUUAAAGCAGAGUUCUAGUCCUGAUAUUAACUCAAUCCCACAGGGCUCUGGUCAAAAGUA
Messenger RNA from Coregonus sp. 'balchen', 21258 nucleotides. NCBI's taxonomy places the organism in Eukaryota, Metazoa, Chordata, Actinopteri, Salmoniformes, Salmonidae. The record is from the annotation of a GenBank genome assembly.